CAUUUCCCUCGCAAACCCCAUUUUCGUUUCUUUUUCCAACGGUGUGUGAGUUGGGGGGGCGGGGCGAUCCAUCGCUCUCGCGGGGCGAUAAUGAGCCUUUCGCCCCGGUGGGGAGCGCGGGUCGAAAGAGAGGGGUCGUCAUCUUCGACAUCACGCCGCACAAGAUCGCUCUAUGCCUCCUCAUCCAGAUCUUUGCCCCUUCCUCUCACCACGCCGUCCCCUUCCCCUUCCAAUCCGUCACCAUCAACAAUCGCCUCGGCCUCCUCCUCUUCUCCCUCACCAAGUUUGCAGUCAUGUGAGGAUUUUCUGGAACCUCCUCUGGAAGAACUUAUCAAUCAAUUGAAUACUGUUGGUGGCUUAGUUAAUAAUUGGCUUGGUGAGCACUUGACAAGCAGCCUUUCAGCGCUAUGCUCACCAGAUGAUCUGUUCAACUUCUUCGAUAAAUUGCGAAGUGUGAUUGCUGCCCCUGAAGGGUCAAAUGUGGAGGAUGAUCAAAUUUUUCUGGAUCAGGACAGUCACCUGGGAGUUUUCCUGCGCUGUUGUAUACUAGCCUUUAAUAUGUUAACUUUUGAGGGUGUCUGCCAUCUUUUGACUAAUCUUGCGGCGUAUUGUAACUCAACUGAUUCGGCGUACGAGUUAGCUGAAGGUGAUGAUUUUGGUAACGAGACAGAGAUGCUUGACUCACUAGACACAGAUAUGGAUCUUAGAACUGCUGUUUUUGGCAAGUGCACGCAUGAAUUUCAAUCUGAAGCACAUCCUGGAGAAAGUUCUUCAUUAACUUUUCCUGCACAAAAUCUCCUUUAUGGUUCUGCUGAAGAUAAUUAUUUAAGAGAAGAGGAUAAUAUAGGCGUAUUACGAUCAAAGUGGCAAGUAGAAGGAUACCUCAAUAUGCAAGCUGAUUAUCUUGAGAAGGAUGCCAGUUCAUUUCCUUUGAAUUCAUUUAAUGCUGUUCUAACGCAGCUUCAAAAGUUAGCUCCAGAGUUUCACCGUGCUCGAUACUUGCAGUACCUGAAUGCUCUUCACCAUGAUGAUUAUGUUGCUGCACUGGACAACCUUCAUGGCUAUUUUGACUGCAGUGCAGGGAUGGAGGGGCUUUUUACUCGUUCAUCUUCUCCUCGCUCUGAUAUUCUUGUUGGAAGAUAUGAGACUGCUUUACUAUGCUUAGGCACCAUGCACUCUCAUUUUGGGCACUCUAAGAAAGCCUUAGAGGCUCUAACUGAGGCAGUACGUGUUUCUCAACAGAACAAUGAUGAUUCGUGCCUUGCCUUUACACUAGCUGCUAUUUGCAAUCUAUUAUCUGAGAUUGGCAUUUCAAGCAGAAUUGAGAUAAUUGGUUCUCCUUUUUCUCUUGGGACUAGUACUGGUCUCGGUACACCAUUGUCCACCCAGCAGCAAUUACUAGUUCUUUUGAAACGGUCACUCAAGAGGGCUGAUAGCCAGAAACUAACAAGUCUAUUGGCCUUUAACCAUCUUGCUCUUGCAAAAUUUGAUCUAAAGCACGUUAAAAGACCAUUGCUGUCUUUUGGUCCGAAAGCUUCCACAAAGCUUAGAACAUGCCCCAUUGAAGUUUGCAAGGAGCUACGGCUUAGUUCUCAUGUGCUGACUGAAUUUGGAUCAGAUGGCUUAUCAUUGUUAAGUGAUAAUGGUGUUUUUAGCACCUCAUGGACUAAGAAUCUUGCAGCUGUUAAUAAUUUGUGGCUUGCAGACGCAAUAAAGUCAAAAUGUUCAUCCGUAAAUGAUUUUGACAUAUUCCAGUUUCUUGCACAGCCAAGUCCUGUACCUAGGUCUGUUCUACAAUUAGCUGGUUCAUCGUAUUUGUUAAGAGCUACUGCUUGGGAACAUUAUGGAAGUGCCCCACUGGUUCGAAUGAAUGCGUUGGUUUAUGCAACCUGCUUUGCCGAUGCUGCAAGUUCAUCAGAGUUGUCACUAGCGUAUAUGAAACUAAUUCAACAAUUGGCAUGUUUCAAAGGAUAUUCAGAAGCAUUUGGUGCUCUCAAGCUUGCCGAAGAAAAGUUCCCAUCUGUAUCAAAAUCACGCAUCCAGCUACUUAAGCUACAGUUGCUUCAUGAGCGUUCGUUACAUCGAGGACAUCUGAAAUUUGCUCAACAAGUUUGCGAUGAGUUUGGUGUUUUGGCAUCAUGUGUUAGUGGGGUAGAUAUGGAGCUGAAAACAGAGGCUAGUCUUCGCCAUGCUCGAACUCUACUAGCCUCUAACCAGUUUAGCCAGGCAGCAGCUGUGGCUAAUUCUCUUUUCUGCACAUGCUACAAGUACAACAUGCAGGUUGAGAAUGCUACUGUUCUUCUAUUACUUGCUGAAAUACACAAGAAAUCAGGCAAUACUGUUCUUGGGCUGCCUUAUGCCUUAGCAAGUCUGUCAUUCUGCAAAUCGUUCAACUUCAAUCUACUCGAAGCUUCUGCUACCCUGACACUUGCUGAAUUAUGGUUAUCUCUUGGACCGAGCCAUGCAAGGAGAGCCUUGAGUCUUGUGCAUCGAACUCUUCCAAUGAUUCUUGGUCAUGGUGGACUAGAGCUGCGUGCUAGAGCCAAUAUUGCUGUAGCAAAGUGCCAUUUAUCAGAUCCAAUGUUUUCAAUUUUUAAAGAUCCCUCUAUUGUGCUGGAUCCUCUAAGUCAAGCAGCUGAAGAACUGCAAAUCUUAGAGUAUCACGAAAUGGCGGCAGAAGCAUUCUAUUUAAUGGCUAUGGUGUACAGUAAAAUUGGAAUGCUAGGCAAAAGAGAGGAAGCUGCAGCAUCUUUCAAGAAGCAUGUUUGUGCUCUUGAAAACCCAAGGGAUGAAGAAGACUCACUUGCGUACAUGUUUUGAGAAGACCAUGCAUUAUUUAUGUUCCAUAUAUUAUUUUAUUUGGUGCAUAUUAAUUCUGUGCUCUUAAAUGGCCUAGAAAUCAGCAAUAGCCAUUAACCCUAGAGGUUGCAGCAAGUGAGAUGCAAUUGGUAUGGUUCCACUGCACUUUCAUGUGUGACAGCAUUUCCUCGCUGCGCCUCAGCUGAUGGUGGCACCGGAGUGCUGUAGACUUGCGAGCGCACUUCGGCGUACAUCUCCUCCCUUCCCUUCGCCUUACCGAGGAAGUAGCACCCGAAGCCAAGCAAGAUGGCUAAGAGAAUAAGAGGAAGAGAGAAAACAACAACAAAUCCCAUCACCUUUUGUUCUCUACGUAUGAGAAACAAUUGUUUUAGUUGAACAAGGAAAGAUCUCUAGAACCAGCUGCGAGGAGAAGUGGAGGUUUCAAAGGUAGUUUUCAUAUUAACACGCAAACAUGCAUAUAAACAGACGAAAUACAGAAGGAACCUUCGUUAGAACGGUCCAGAAGGAUGUUGUCCAGGUCGACUCUCUUAGGCCUGCAUGGCUCUGAUUGACCGUGCGGCUUUACUGAACUUGUUGCCACCUGGCAUGCUCCUCCAUGUUGACUUACCUUUUUAGUAACAGUUCAAUUUGGAUU
This is a messenger RNA of Ananas comosus (pineapple), 3454 nucleotides long. RefSeq names its product anaphase-promoting complex subunit 5. The record is from RefSeq and is a predicted model, not a curated record. Bases 91 to 2820 code for a protein of 909 amino acids. Lineage: Eukaryota; Viridiplantae; Streptophyta; Magnoliopsida; Poales; Bromeliaceae. Gene Ontology annotation, biological process: protein K11-linked ubiquitination; positive regulation of mitotic metaphase/anaphase transition; anaphase-promoting complex-dependent catabolic process. The transcript is spliced from 22 exons. Gene Ontology annotation, cellular component: anaphase-promoting complex.